Messenger RNA from Toxotes jaculatrix (banded archerfish), 3442 nucleotides. It is a transcript of the gene ccdc78, whose product is annotated as coiled-coil domain containing 78. The record is from RefSeq and is a predicted model, not a curated record. The coding region runs from base 128 to 1807 and encodes 559 amino acids. The transcript is spliced from 16 exons. Gene Ontology annotation, cellular component: cytoplasm. NCBI's taxonomy places the organism in Eukaryota, Metazoa, Chordata, Actinopteri, Toxotidae.
UUCGCAGAACGUCAGAAACAAGGCGGAAGCUCGGCCUAAGACGCCAGGCGGUGGUUGGAAUGAGCCUGAGGGACGUUUACAGUGAGCGUGCCAUAAUUUAAGCUGCCACUGAAUGAAGUGAAAAAAGAUGGACACUCAGGACCACCAGCCAGCUUCAGAUGAACUUCAGGAGCAAUUUCAAGCUCUGACACAGGAAAAUCUUCAGCUGCGUGACAAAAAUGAGCGGCUUUUCGCCAAAGUGGGCUACCUGGAGAGCAGGCUGGGCCACCUGGCCAGCUCCAACACUGAUCUGUCCUGCAGGCUGGUCCAGAGUGAAGAGGAAAAACUGAAGAUAUCUAAGGAGCUUGUGGAGGAGAAAAUUCAGACCAACAAGAUGAGAGAGCAAUUUGAAGAAGAGACGUUUGAGCUGAAAAACAAGAUACUGAACCAAAACAGUGUGAUAACAGAGCUUGAGAUGGAGCGAGACAAGUUAUCCAGAGAUCUCCAGUCCGCUGAGGCUCGUCUGAAAGUGGGAGAGAAGGGCGGUCAAGACCUGACAGAAGAGUAUGCCACUCUGAAGAAGAGCUACUUGGCACUGGCUGAGGCCCAUGAUAAAGAGCUGGCCCAGAGCGAGGAGCUGAGCGCCGAGCUGCUGGCACUGGCUCAGGCCCAGGACGCCCUCCGCAGGCAGCUGGAGGAGCAGCAGCAGAGUGUGAAGACCACCACCCAGGGCCUUCACGGAGAGCUAGACAGGGUGAAGGCCUUGAUCAGCCGCAUGUCGCACAACAGAGUCAAGCCUGAGGAUCUGGCAGCUUUGGACAAGGAGCAAAAAACUAUGGAAAGAACGCUUCUUGGAAACCAAGAUGAGAUCAAAGACUUGUUGGAGAAAAUGAAGAACAGUUACGAGCAGCAGCAGAAGAAACUGGAGGAGAAAGUGGUGGCUAUGGGUAAAGAGCGCCAGGAGAACAAGAGAGCCGUCCACAAUAGCCAGCAGAAACUAUCUGAGCAGAAUGCGGCCCUGAUGUGCUCUCAGAGCCAAGUGAAGGAGGUAGAGGAAGAGAACUCAAAGCUGCAGCUUCAAGUCAAAGAGCUGAAUGAGGAAUAUCGUGCAAGGCUGGUGUGCUACGUACAGGACGUAGCUGGUUACAUCGAUGGACUCAGAAAUGGUAAAACUCCUUCAGAAGGAACAAAGAUGAGGGCGUUUGUGGAAAGCAUGCUGCAGGAUGUGCGUUCAUCCUACAGGGCCAGGGAGGAACAGCUCGCUUCUGCUGCUCGUUCCUAUAAGAAGAGGCUACAGAAGAUUACCAAGAGCCAUCAUGCCCUCCUUAUUGCAUACAGGGUUCAGAGGGAGCAGAUCUUGGCCAAAGCGGACAGCAGUCUUGACCCUGGACCUCCAGAGGCCCACUUCAGCCUGGAGCCCACUGAGCUGAGAGACGAAGCUGAGAAGGAGCUCCAGCACCUUCGUCAGGACAAGGCGAGGCUGGAGGGUCAGCUGCAGGCGGCCCAAGAACAGGCAGCUGCCCUCCAAAUGCCUCUUCAAAACUUAAGCUGUCAGGAGCCGGCAAAAGUGGAGCAGACAUGUGAGGAAUCCUGGCUGGACAUAAGGACGCAGCUGAAGGAAAUGACAGGCUCUACACUGGUGGACUUUGAGAAGGAGCGUGUCCUGCUCAUCACCAGAGCAACAGUUGCAGAGGCGCAGGUGUUGGAGUUGCAGGACUACAUUGACAAGCACCUGGGCAGGUAUAAAGAGGAGAUCACACAUCUCCGCAGACUGUAUGGGAUACAGGAGACGGGGCGUUCUCAGCGUGCUAAUUCAUCUCUCCAGUGAGAAAGCUGAACUGAAAUCUGAACUCCAGUCAUAUACUGCGGACUAAUUUAGAUUGUACCGUUUUAAGUAAAAAAUCUGACACAUACAUAAUCUGAAAAUGAAACUGUAGUCCUAAACAUUUAUUUCUGUGAUAUCAUACAUAAAUCAGACAUUGUAAUUCCUGUUAAUCCAUAUUCCAUAUAAAUCUGUCUUUAAAAAAAACCUGCUUUAAGCAUUUAAACAUGCUGCGUGACUAUGGUGCGUUUACACCGUCACUAGGUGGUGCUGCUCAUACUGGUGGUUUUCUCUAUGAAAGGCCCCCAAAGAAAUCCGGCCUUGAGAAAAAAAUGCCUGGAAUGUUUGUAAAGCUUAUGUCAAUUUCACGAGCUCGGGAGAAGAAAGCGUGGUGACAAUGAGGGGUCACCCUGGUGAGAAUAAUGUCAUUACAUGUUACCCAGACACGUACACGCCUGUGAAUACUUUCCCCCAAUGCCCGGGCUGAGAACUGUGGCGCAAACAAGCCAGGCUUUUUCCAGAGUGAGGGUUCAUAUUUAUAACCUCAGCGUUGGUUUGAAUAGGCAACUAUUCCCUUUAAAUCCCUUUAACAGUGAAAGGGUCUGAUUUUUUUUAUCCUAAGUCUUUUGGUGCCUGGGUUUCAUGUUCUAGCCAACAACUGACAUAACUUUAAAAAUAGGAACUCCCUCUACAUGUGGCAUUAAUUGAAAAGUUUUACUAACAGUGUCAGUAAGUUUAUGUCCAAACAAGCUUUAUGUUUAAAAAAGUUGAGGCAAAAAUACUCAGGGGGAUGAUGGGAAAAGUAGAGGAGAUGGAAAGAGUCAUAGGCAUGUCACCCCAAUCCCCUUUUCAGGGGGCAUGCCAGCCAUGGGAGGGGGGUAGCAGGGGUGUGAAAGUUUGAGAGGAAUGGGAAGUGGGAUUUUGUUAGUAAUGUAUUACACUCCCAGGGCCCUGGGAAAAGGGGUGGGGGGUGUUCAGCUUGGGUUUGUGCCAGCAUAGUCACUGUGCCAAAGCGCUGGGUGCUGGGGACCACUCCUCUCACCGGCAGAUCUGUGGGAAAAUCAAAACCAGGUUGUUCUUUGCUGCUGCUCCGCCAACAAAGACAGAGAGGUGAUGCGUCUGCCGGGGCCACUGCAAACCUAUUCAAAUUAAAUGCACUCUGAGUAAACAAAUCAAGAAAAGUAUAGGAAAUUGUAACAUUAUAAAUGCACUGUAUUAGGGGUUUGUCUGGUGCACCACAGCUGGACCCCAAGGAGUUGUGUCAAAGUUUUUUUCCCUACUUGGGGCAUUUUGGAAAAGUUGAUUUCUCAGGCUGUGAACAGCUGUUUAUUGACUAGUAUACCAUGUGUGGUCACUUUUAUGCUGUAAAUAAUAAAAAUGAUAAUAGAUUAGAUACAGCUGGUCUAAGAAAUUAAAUGUGGCAACAAAAUAAACUUUAAAUUAUAAUUUGAACAUUGAAUUAUAACAUUGAUAACUCUCUGUCACAGCACUGCUGAGCUGUGAAAGUGGAAGGUUGAGUCAGACCACUAUUAAAAAUGUGAAUGAUUUUAAAAAGGAUACACAGAACAUUAGCAUUCUGAUUGAUGUGAAAUCGUUGUACUGUAAGGCCCUGACCUGAUCAACUCUGCAACUGCAAGUAAA